AUGCAACCGAAUCCAGAACUUGUCUGCGCCAUCGCCAACCGCUACGCCGCGAAUCUCCGCCUCUGUUUGCCGCUCCGACGAACGUCUCUGCAGCUCGCGCGAGCCAUCCACGCCAAUAUCAUCACUUUCGGUUUCCAGCCACGUGCCCACAUCCUCAACCGUUUGAUCGAUGUCUAUUGCAAAUCGUCAGAGCUUCACUAUGCACGCCAGCUGUUCGACGAAACCUCCGAGCCAGAUAAAAUCGCCAGAACCACCAUGGUCUCCGGCUAUUGUGCUUCCGGGGAAAUCACCCUCGCUCGGCGUGUUUUCGACGAAACUCCCGUGAGUAUGAGAGAUACUGUAAUGUACAACGCCAUGAUCACCGGCUUCACCCACAAUGACGACGGCUACGCUGCUAUCAACAUGCUCUGUGACAUGAAGCGCGAAGGAUUCAAACCUGAUAACUUCACUUUCUCGAGUGCUCUCGCCGGUUUGGCGCUUGUUGCCGAAGAUGAGAAAGACUGUGCGCAACUUCACGCCGCGGCUCUGAAAUCCGGCGCCGGUUACAUCACCUCGGUGUUGAACGCGCUGGUGUCUGUGUAUUCGAAAUGUGCUUCUUCUCCUUUGUCUACUUCAUCUUCUCUGUUACAUUCAGCGAGGAAAGUGUUCGAUGAGAUCCCUGAGAAAGAUGAGAGGUCGUGGACGACUAUGAUCACGGGUUAUGUAAAGAAUGGAGCUUUUGAUUCAGGGAAAGAGUUGCUUGAGGGGAUGGACGAGAACAUGAAGCUUGCUGCGUAUAACGCUAUGAUUUCUGGCUAUGUCAAUCGCGGGUUGUAUCAGGAGGCGUUAGAGAUGGUUAGAAGGAUGGUUUCAUCUGGAACUGAGCUCGACGAGUUUACGUAUCCUAGCGUUAUAAGGGCGUGUGCCAGUGCUGGAUUGCUUCAGCUGGGAAAGCAAGUUCAUGGUUAUGCAUUAAGAAGGGAGAAGACUUUCUCGUUUCAUCUUGACAAUUCUUUGGUCUCUAUGUAUUACAAAUGCGGUAGAUUUGAUGAGGCAAGGGCCAUUUUUUAUAAAAUGCCGGUGAAGGACUUGGUUUCUUGGAACGCUUUGUUAUCAGGGUAUGUUAGUUCUGGGCACAUAGGUGAGGCGAGGCUGCUUUUCAAAGAGAUGACGGAAAAGAACAUUCUGACCUGGAUGAUAAUGAUAUCGGGGUUAGCCGAAAACGGGUUUGGAGAAGAAGGUUUGAGGCUGUUUUCUUGUAUGAGGAAAGAAGGUUUCGAGCCUUGCGAUUACGCCUUCUCGGGUGUGAUCAAGUCAUGUGCUGUGCUUGGAGCUUAUGGCAACGGACAACAGUUCCAUGCUCAAUUGGUUAAAAUAGGAUUUGACUCGAGCCUCUCUGCUGGAAACGCCCUCAUUACAAUGUAUGCGAAAUGCGGAGUUGUGGAGGACGCUAGGCAGGUGUUUCUAACCAUGCCUUGUCGUGACUCGGUUUCUUGGAAUGCUUUGAUUGCUGCAUUGGGACAGCAUGGACAUGGUGCUGAAGCAGUAGACGUGUAUGAGGAGAUGUUGAGAGAAGGGAUAAGACCUGAUCGGAUCACGUUUCUUACGGUUUUGACAGCGUGUAGCCACGCAGGUUUAGUGGACCAGGGACGGAGAUACUUUGAUUCGAUGGAGACUGUUUACCGAAUACCUCCAGGUGCAGAUCAUUACGCAAGGCUGGUGGAUUUGCUCUGUCGGUCUGGGAAGUUCUCUGAAGCGGAAAGUGUAAUCAGAUCGUUACCUUUUGAACCUACUGCACAAAUAUGGGAAGCUCUUCUUUCGGCUUGCAGAGUCUAUGGAAACAUGGAGCUAGGGAUCAUCGCUGCUGACAAACUCUUUGGUCUCAUACCGGAACACGACGGGACGUACAUGCUCUUAUGUAACAUGUACGCAGCUGCUGGCAAGUGGGAGGAAGCGGCAAGGGUGCGUAAACUAAUGCGGGAUCGAGGGGUGAAGAAGGAACUGGCUUGUAGUUGGAUUGAAGUGGAGUCACAAGUGCACACAUUUGUGGUGGAUGAUACGUUUCAUACAGAGGCACAAGCUGUUUACAAUUACCUUCAAGAGUUGGGUGAAGAGAUGAGGAGAUUCGGGUAUGUGCCGGACACGAGCUUUGUGUUGCACGACGUAGAGUGUGAUGGUCACAAGGCAGAUAUGUUGACUACUCAUAGUGAGAAGAUGGCGGUUGCGUUCGGGCUGAUGAAGCUUCCUCCGGGAACAGCAAUCAGGGUGUUUAAGAACUUGAGGACUUGUGGAGAUUGUCAUAAUUUCUUCAGGCUGUUGUCGCGGGUGGUGCAGCGAGACAUUAUAUUGAGAGAUAGGAAGAGGUUUCAUCAUUUCCGGGAUGGCGAGUGUUCUUGUGGUAACUUCUGGUAA
Molecule: messenger RNA, 2391 nt
Organism: Microthlaspi erraticum
Lineage: Eukaryota; Viridiplantae; Streptophyta; Magnoliopsida; Brassicales; Brassicaceae
Source: the annotation of a GenBank genome assembly